UAUACACACGGAAUUAAUCUAAUCUCCCUCAUCCAAAAGGUCGUGCACAACUCAAAUAGCUGGAGUUAGCUCCCGAGAGCACUCCGUACGAGAGCAUCGGCAACGGACUUCACCUCACGAACCACGGCCCUGCCAAGUCCAUCCGAGCUCCCACACCGUAUAAAAAGCCUUUGAACGCUCUCUUUUGCUCAUGUCUGCCUUCCCCAUUUCUGGCCCCACCGGCUACGGCCUCAUGUCUCUGACUGCUCGCCCAGAGCCUGUUCCACGUGAGCAGGCCUUUGCUACUAUUAACAACGCCAUCAAAGAAGGCGUCACUCUUCUCAACGGCGGCGAAUUCUAUGGCCCAAACUUCUUCAACCCAGACCCCACAGUGGAAAAACGGCCGCUCGAAAACCUCAAGUUGCUGCAGGCGUAUUUCGCCAAGUACCCAGAAAACCGGUCCAAAGUGUCUGUUUGUAUCAAAGGAUGCGUCACUCCCACCGGCAUUGAUUGCUCCCCGGAAGGAGUCAAGAGAUCCAUCGAGAACAUUGCCUCGUUUUUCCCUGGCAACAAGUUCGAGCUGUUUGAAGCCGGCCGCAUGGACCAAAAGACACCUGUCGAGGAGUUCGUCAAGGCUUGCAUCCCUUUCAUUGAGAAAGGCGUCAUCAAGGGCAUCAGUCUGUCUGAGGUGAAUGCAAACACCAUCAGACGCGCUGCUGCCGUGUAUCCUAUUUCCUGUGUCGAGGUGGAACUGUCUCUGUGGAGCACCGACAUUCUGAAAAAUGGAAUUAUGGACACCUGCAGGGAGCUGAAAAUCCCGAUCGUAGCAUACUCGCCGCUGGGAAGAGGCUACUUGACCGGCACAAUCAACUCCAUCGACGACCUUCCACCAAACGAUCCGCGCCGCAUGUUUGACAGAUUCGCUUCGCAGGAAGCCAUCGACGCCAACAAACACCUUUUGGAGCGGGUUGGCAACCUGGCUCAGAAGAAAGGGUGCACAAUGGCGCAGAUCGCGCUCUCGUGGGUUAGAACGUUCAACGAGUAUCCGGAAAAAUACGCCACGGUGAUUCCUAUUCCUUCAGCCUCGACGCCGGAGAGAAACCAUGAGAAUAACACCCAUAUCAAGUUGACUCACGACGAGUUCGAGGAGCUCAACAAGGCUGUGCGCGAGUGUAAGAUCUACGGCGGCAGAUAUAACGCUCAUCUGGCAGGCCUACUGAAUGGCUGAUUAGUUAUCGGAUUGCUUUAAAUACAACCUAACAAAAACAAACCCGUAGAGCUGUCCAGAAAAAAGAAGCACUUCUCGAUCACAUCGAGCCAUUGAGAGGCUCGGUAACCGUGUCAACGAUGCCAUUGGCCUGCGAAGAAUGGUUGCCAAUGAUGCGGUCAACGGUCGGCUUCAGAGUCGCAUCGUAGGUAGGCUUGAUCGCGUUCACGUACGCCUCGUUCGAGAGUCUUCGGGACGUCUUUGCAAUGGCAGCAGGGGCCGACGACGAUGCCUUCUCGCUAUUGUACACCUCGGUCACGUAUUGUGGCAGGCCGGAGACUUGGUGGACGUACGGAAGGGCUCUUUCGUAGGUCGACCUGAGCAGCUUUCUGGACCGCGUCAGCUCGCUCUGCGCAAUAUCAUUCACCUCCUGGCCCUUGGCCUCAGCCUGGUUUUUCAGCGGCAACAAUCUGUCCACGGCAGACUCGUAGUAGUCGUUGAACACCUUCACCACAGCACUCAGCCGCGAGCGCACGGAGCUGGUAGUGUUGGCAAACGUCGCUCUGGCAUUCUUCACCACGUCACGGGCCCAUCUGUCAUAAUAGUCAUUAAAUGUUUUGGAGACCGAUUCUGUGGAAAUGGUGGUCAAGAAGGGGAAAGCACUGUCCAAGUACGAUAGUGUGGCAUCAGUGGUCUGAUCGAUGGCGUUUAGGAGCAAGACAAGAAUGGACACGCUGGAGAGCACAGAGAGCGCUCUGCUGAGCAGCGAAUGCGCAUACGAUUCGACGACCCUCACUGUGGAUGACUUCUCUGCUAAAGCGCUGGCCUCCGCCACCAGUGGGUACUUGAACACAUGGGAGUAAGUGUUGGUGGUGAUUUUUCUAGGUUUGGAUGUCUCGGAAGAGCUCAUGGUAGAAGAAAGAGAUUGCUGAUUAGAUUAGACACAGAUAGCACAGCAGUGAGCAAAAAAACCUAGUGG
This is a messenger RNA of Ogataea polymorpha, 2165 nucleotides long. RefSeq lists its product as uncharacterized. The coding region runs from base 191 to 1207 and encodes 338 amino acids. Lineage: Eukaryota; Fungi; Ascomycota; Pichiomycetes; Pichiales; Pichiaceae. Gene Ontology annotation, cellular component: cytoplasm. The record is from RefSeq and is a predicted model, not a curated record. The transcript has a single exon.